AUGCAUCCAGAGACUUCGUCAUUUCAUCUUCCUCAUAGUGAGAUUACCAUCACUUUUGACGAUGUGACAUGUCUGCUGCGUCUACCUAUUAGGGGUACCCUCCUUGGUCACGGUAGGUUGACGAAGGAGGAAGCGAAAAAGAUGCUAAUUGCGGAGCUCGGGGCUGAUCCUGAUGACGCGCUUGAGGAGGUGGAGAGGACCCGCGGGGCGCAUCUCAGGUUUUACUUCCUGCAGUUGAGAUAUGAUGACGAGCUUCUUGCAGCACAUGAGGCUGUUGGUGACGAGGUAAAGGCGGAUAUACAUAGAGAGCGGGCAUUGAUAUGUUGCUUCCUAUAUUUGAUUGGUACUCAGCUCUUUGUGGACAUGAGCUUGUCGUACACAGACGUUGUUUACCUGAGGCUUGGAUACUACAACACUUCCCAGACAUUAUUGGCUUGGGAGAGGUGCUUGCCUACACUGAGGUCAUGCCGCGUGCCAGUGCAUUCAUCCCCCUCAGAGGGAACCAGGUGUCGGAUCCUUACUGGCACGGACUUGAUCGCAUGGCCGUCGAGGACGUCAUAUACGAGCUAUCCUGAUCACCGUGAGACGGUUCCAUUUGAUAAGAUAGCACUAUAUUAUGAAUGGUUGGCCGUCAGUUCAACCAUUAUUGCACGUUAUCUUCCGGAUCGCGUCAUACGUCAGUUUGGCUACCAGUAG
Molecule: messenger RNA, 696 nt
Organism: Vicia villosa (hairy vetch)
Lineage: Eukaryota; Viridiplantae; Streptophyta; Magnoliopsida; Fabales; Fabaceae
Exons: 2
Coding region: 1-696 (231 amino acids)
Source: RefSeq, a predicted model, not a curated record